This is a messenger RNA of Trichoplusia ni (cabbage looper), 3055 nucleotides long. RefSeq names its product DDB1- and CUL4-associated factor 10 homolog. The coding region runs from base 494 to 2326 and encodes 610 amino acids. Gene Ontology annotation, cellular component: Cul4-RING E3 ubiquitin ligase complex. The record is from RefSeq and is a predicted model, not a curated record. The transcript is spliced from 11 exons. Gene Ontology annotation, molecular function: protein binding. NCBI's taxonomy places the organism in Eukaryota, Metazoa, Arthropoda, Insecta, Lepidoptera, Noctuidae.
CUUUCCCUGGAACUAGUCUUACAAAAUCAAAUACAAAAAUUUAUUCAUUUUGAUGUUAAAUACUUGUUGCUUGUUUUAUGAUUGUCAUCACCACAUUUUAAGUAACUUAGGUAAAUAAAUUUUAUUACUGAAAAUAAAGUUACCCUAUUCACCUGAAAGAAGUAGGUUAUAAAUAUUAUGCAUAGUUCCGUGCCGUCUAUAGAUUGUGUGUUUACGAAGUUAAUUCCAUCAUGGCAACGCGUAUUGAUCGAUUACUCUAUUCUCUCUGUGGUCUGUGUCUUAUCUGGUGUACUGCCUGUCAGUCAAACAAAUCGAAUGAUUGCUAAAUCAGAAUAGAGUUAGUGAUUUUCAAAGGGUUUUAGUACAAACCCAAUUAUUGGCAUAUAAAAAUGAUGUAGUGUUUAAUAAUCGGUUGCAUUUAUUUCCAUGAUAUGUCGAGUACUUAAUCCCUCGUACUGUUAGCAUCGUUUGUGUCAUAAAUAAAUAUUCCAAGAUGGGUAACAUUAACAAAGACAAUAUGCUUUACAUGGCGAAAUAUUCGGCAUUUAACCCUUACCGUAUGCGCGAGAGGGAAAUGGGAUACAAUUGUAGUAUCGGAUCCAGUGAUGCGCUGGCGAAAAGUCUGUACUGUGGCAUGAAGCCCAUCGCGACGUGGGACUCGGACAGGGAGAAGGCUCCGCCGACUGGAGGCAUCUUCAACCUUGAAUUUUCCCCGGAAGGGACAUUGCUAGUAGCUGCGUGUGAAAAGAAAUCAAUUCAGAUAUUCGAUCCCCUCACACAUGAGAGGAUACAUGCAGUUAAUGGAGCCCACACGGACUGUGUUAACUGUGUCAAAUUCUUGGAUGCACGAAUGUUUGCAACAUGCUCAGAUGACACAACAAUAGCCCUAUGGGAUGUCAGGAACCUAAAGAAAAAAAUCCGGACCCUGCUCGGUCACUCCAAAUGGGUGAAGAACAUAGAAUUUUCCGUCAAAGACAAACUGCUGGUCACGUCUGGUUUAGACGGAAGUAUUUAUACUUGGGAUAUAAAUUCCUACACAGAGUACAAUCUUGUAUACCAAAGAGUGUUUCACACAUCCAGUCUGAUGAGGUGCCGACUGUCUCCGGAUGCUAAGCAGAUGGUGCUGUGCACUACGGGCGGUCUCAUCGUUAUUAUACAUGACUUGAAUUUAUCUACCUUGGCUCAAGACCUGCAUGGAUUUAAGCCAAACCUGUACCGGUUGAUGCAGAUGAGCCACCAGAUGAUACCAGUAGCCGCUAUGUACGACCAUUUGUUCGACUCCAAGAACAGAGAGAAUCGCGUGGAAUUCGUUUCCGACUUCCCCGAGGGCAAUGAUGCAGAGGUCGUCAGCGCUUUGCAGAUUCAUCCCCAAGGAUGGAGUGCGUUGAGUCGUAAUAUCAGUCACGAUGAUAAGUCAGAGUGGACCUGCAUCCACGACAUCCAGCCCAUCGCGUCGCCGGGCGACAAGGACACGCGCGACACUCGCGACACGUCGCCGGUGGGUCGCGGCCGCCGCCCCCCCUCGCGCCGCUCCCGCCCGCGCGUCUACCGCGUGCCACGCCCCAUGCAUCCCAACCCCAUGGCGACGACUCACAUUCAGAUUACUAGGGAGAGCGAGAGGGCGGCCGCGGGCCCCAGCACGUCGCGCGACGGCGUCGCGCCGAUCAGCCCGCCGCAGCCCUCCCGCCUCGGUCUGCCUGGUAUACAGAACGAUGUGUGGGAAGCUGCUAUCACUAUCAAACAACACAGAAUCCUUCAAGAGAUGUAUAACAGAGGCCAGGUGCGUCGUAACUUCAACAUGCAGCAGAUAACGGGUAUCAAUACGGGCAUUGCUCCGAGCUCCGCGCCUCGCGGUCGGAACUCUCGCCCCCCGCCCCUGCCGGCUGAUCUCGUGAGGAGCGCCGAGUUCCCGUCGACAUCGGGCUACACACCGUCGCCGGACAGCCCCUACACAAGCGAUGAGGAGCCGGCCACCAAGCACUUCAUCCGGCAGAACAAGAACCGUCUUCUAUACUACAUCGAGGAGACCAACGAAGGCAAAGGCUUUAUUAAGGAGCUGUGCUUCUCAGCGGACGGUCGCAUCGUGUGUUCGCCAUUCGGUCGCGGCAUGCGGCUGCUGGCGCUGAACAGCGACUGCGGCGAGCUGUCGAGCUGCGUGGAGGACCUGACGCAGCCGCGCGUCAUGGUGGAGCUGGGCCAGAGCCUGGGCAUCCACACCGACCUGGUCGUCAGCUCCAAGUUCAGCCCGCGCUACCACAUGCUGGUCACCGGCUGCCUCGAGGGCAAGAUCGUGUGGUACCAGCCCUUCAGCGGCGAGGCCGUAUAAGCCCGACCCGACCCACUUGGUUUAUUAGGAAUCCCGCUGAACUCAUUAUAAUGUUCUGCCCACCUGCUCAGCUUGUCGCAGUCCUCCCGGACGAUGACCUCCGAGCUAGAGUGACGAGAGAACCGACCUCUUCCUGCUCCAUAGCUAAGCAAGUAGGUUGGUAACCUUCAGUGUUGUUACCAUUAAUUUUGAGUACCUUUACAUGUUUAUUCACCGGACGAAGAGUAGAUGACGUGCACUUUGUCGCAAAUAUAAACGAUUACCGAAGUAGUCAUCGUUGGAGAGAGGAGCUCGAUGUAGAUUGAAAUUCCAAUGUUUUUUCUUACUAGGAUCAGUAAGGAACUAGGCCAUUUAUGCAUUUUAAAUAUUUGUAAUACAUAAUAAAUAGUGCGAUAUACUUAGUUAUUGAGACGUAGCUUGGCAGCUGUAGCGAUAGUGAGCCAGCUUAUAGUAUUGCGGCAACACAUGUAACAUAAAAAGGAAUUUAAUAAUAAGGCUGAAAUAUAGCGAUUGUAGUUGGAAUGUUUGUCUAGCUAUAUUCCCUAAUAAGUAUUACUGAAUCUCCUAGGUGAGACUGCCUCAAAGGCUCUGUGGCUUUCAAUGAAAGUGUUUUAACAUGUGUCUCGCCUAGCGAUGGUUUAGUAACAAACCUCUUGGAUUGACACAAAGAGCUGAGCACCUGCGCUGUUCAGGUCAUACAGUUACUUAAUAAAUGUAAUUUAUCAACCA